AUGCUCUCACGCCGUGCUCGGGAGAGUAAUGAAUGGUUCUUAGAGCGUUUCAAACGACCACUGAGUCGUCAAGGGUCCAAAAGCAAAUCCAACAUCGACCUCGCAACGGCAGAGAAUUGGCUUAUCCGGCCCGAGAUUCUCUCUUCACUGAAGCAAAACUUCCAGGCUGACUUUCAGAGCAAUAAUUUGUCAUAUGCCCCGGGACUAGGAGGGACCCCGGAGCUGCUAUCGGCUGCUUCAAGCUUUUUCAACCACUUUUUCUCGCCAGCAAUCCCAGUGGAGCCUAAUCAUAUUGUGACUAGCGCUGGAUGCAGUGCUGUCAUGGAUACAUUGAUUAACGAUAUCUGCGACGAUGGGGAUGGGCUCCUGGUAGCAACUCCGUAUUGGGGAAGCUUCGAAGUCUCUUCAGUCCUCAGAAAUGGUGUUAAGCUAAUCCCUGUGCCCAUAUCAUAUCGCAAGUCGCAUUCCGCACAAAGCAUUGUCCAGGCAUAUCGAGCCGCAGCGGAAAACACUCCACACAAAGUUCGCGGCUUGCUUUUCUGCAACCCUCACAACCCAUGGGGUCAUAUUUGUUCCAUCGAAAUCAUAGAUGCGUUGCUUCAAUACUGCGAGCAAGCGGACAUUCACUUUGUGUCCGAUGAAAUCUACGCACUAUCCACAUUUGGUCGAAUCGAAAUACCAUCCUCGGCAAGCGCAGGACAGAGCGAAAAGUUCGUUUCGCCAGAUGCCAAGUUUAUGUCCGUCUUGACCCGAGAUUUGAAAAAACUUGGUGUCAAUGGGGAAAGAGUUCAUGUUGUUUAUAGCAUCAGUAAAGAUUUUGGAUGUAGUGGACUCAGGCUUGGAUGCCUUGUCACACAAGCAAAUGAGAAACUCCGAAUGUCUCAAGCUAUUUUGAACAAUGGUAAAUUAUGCACUGCGGCGCAAGUUAUGGUGGCACCUGUUCUCCGAGAUACUCCACACCUCUCCGCAUUAGUAUCGCUAAACAUCCAAAGGAUGCAAAGUGCCGCACGGCUUGCAGUUCAAUUUGCCGAGUUUCAUAACCUCACAUACUAUGAACCAGUUGCAGGUGUCUAUAUCUGGCUGCGGCUCUCCAAUUCAUGCAAAACUGACGAAGAGGAGGAAGCCAUCGUUCAGCGUUGCGCCAAGCAGGGUGUUUUUGUUGGUAGCGGCUCUGACUACUGUGAAGGCCAGGCGGGAUGGUUUCGUCUCACCUUCGCCCUUUCAACAGAUAAAUUUGUUCAAGGGCUUCGUCUGGUUGAAAUUGCGAUGGAUUAUGAGGACAAGUUUGAUUUCGGGUUGGCAGAGAGCUCGAUGGGAAAUUUUGUCAGCCAUAUUUGGCGAAGACUCGGUCUACUAUGA
This is a messenger RNA of Clonostachys rhizophaga, 1359 nucleotides long. The record is from the annotation of a GenBank genome assembly. Lineage: Eukaryota; Fungi; Ascomycota; Sordariomycetes; Hypocreales; Bionectriaceae.